Molecule: messenger RNA, 297 nt
Organism: Zalophus californianus (California sea lion)
Lineage: Eukaryota; Metazoa; Chordata; Mammalia; Carnivora; Otariidae
Product: SLC35A4 upstream open reading frame protein-like
Exons: 1
Coding region: 1-297 (98 amino acids)
Source: RefSeq, a predicted model, not a curated record
AUGGUGGAUUACAAGGAUUUUCUACCCAAGCUUAAGGACCUGGCAUUUCUCAAGAACCAGCUGGAACACCUGCAGCAGCAUGUAGAAGACGAAGUCAGCAGUGGUGUGAGCCAGGAUGGCUUGCUCAUGUCCUCCCCAUUCCUCAAGGUCUUCUUAGCUGGCUAUGUGGUGGCCAAACUGAGGCAUCAGCAGUAUGGGCUUUGCUGUGGGUACCUGCACUGGCAUCUACGCAGCUCAGGCACAUGCCUGUGCGCAACCGUGGAGAAGACAUCGAGGGACUAUCUUUGGUCAUUGUGA